This is a messenger RNA of Colletotrichum acutatum, 1588 nucleotides long. RefSeq names its product cytochrome P450. NCBI's taxonomy places the organism in Eukaryota, Fungi, Ascomycota, Sordariomycetes, Glomerellales, Glomerellaceae. Gene Ontology annotation, molecular function: oxidoreductase activity, acting on paired donors, with incorporation or reduction of molecular oxygen; iron ion binding; heme binding. The transcript has 5 exons. The coding region runs from base 1 to 1497 and encodes 498 amino acids. The record is from RefSeq and is a predicted model, not a curated record.
AUGGGACUUCUACAUAGCUUCUUGACCGCCAUCACGGCAUGUGCUGCUUUCAUUGUAGUAUACACAGUAUCAUGCAUCUUCUACAAUCUUUUCCUCCAUCCACUUCGACACUACCCAGGGCCAAUUUCCAUGAGAGCGACAAGAUGGACCUUCUGCCACAGACUCAUUAAGGGCGCUCUUCCCAUGGACGUCUUGGAACUUCACAAAAAAUACGGAGACGUAGUCCGUGUCGCCCCAGACGAACUGGCCUACUGCAACGUCAACGCUUGGAAAGACAUCAUGGGCCACCGGUCCGCAGGCUCACCAACAUUCGAAAAAGCCCUGAAAUUCUACCGCCCGACAGCCGAGCAACCCAUCAACAUUGUCAACACCAAUGGUGCAGAGCACGCGAUGCUGAGGCGGCAGCUCUCCCACGGCUUCAGCGAGCGCAGUCUUCGCGACCAGCAGCCUCUGAUCAUGAAGUACGUGGACCUCAUGAUCCAGCGCCUGCACGAGAAUUGCUCUGGCGAAGAACCCGUUGACUUGAUGGCCUGGUAUAACUUUACCACGUUUGAUAUUAUUGGGGAUUUGGCCUUUGGUGAACCGUUUGGGUGCUUGGAGAAGUCGGAGUACCAUCCGUGGGUCAAGGCUAUUUUCCAGUCGGCUCGCCUUGGCGUAUUUGCGCAGACCGCUGGCCAUUUUCCCUUUCUUAAGAAGAUUCUCUUCACGCUAUUGGCGACGGAGGCUGCGAAAAAGGCUAGAGGCGAAAAUUUGGCCAGGGCCAAGGCCAAGUUGGAGAGGCGCAUGGAUAUCGGCAGGAAGGAGGGUGGCAGACCUGAUUUAAUUGAGGGCUUAUUGAAGAAGAAGGACGAAUUGAAUAUCUCGUUCGAGACACUCGCGGCAAACAGCAACACGCUCAUCAUUGGUGGUUCUGAGACAACAGCAACGUUACUGGCCGGAGUCACCUACUAUCUCCUGAUGAAUAGGGACUGUCUGGUCAAGCUCACGAACGAAGUGCGAACAGCUUUCAAGACGGAAGAUGAGAUUGAUUUGGUUUCUGUCAAUAAGUUGACCUACAUGCUCGCUUGCUUGGAUGAGGCACUCAGAGUCUAUCCUCCAGUCUCAAUGGGCCUCCCAAGAGUCACGCCAAAGGGCGGAGCGACUAUUUGCGGAAAAUUCGUGCCUGAGAACACCAUCGUGGCGAUUCACCAGUGGGCCAUCAACCACAACGAGAAAUAUUUCAAAGACCCAUACGGAUUCCACCCCGAGAGGUUUAUGGGGGAUGAAAAAUUCGCAUCGGAUAACAGGGAGGCUUUCCAACCUUUCCACAUUGGCUCAAGAAAUUGCUUGGGGCGGAAUCUGGCCUAUGUUGAAAUGAGACUCAUUCUGGCCCGCCUCAUUUGGAACUUCGACGUUGAAAUUGACGAGGACUACACAGACUGGGCCAAGAAGCAGCAGGUCUUCAUCUUGUGGGAUAAAGGCCCCUUGAAGGCGCGCUUGACACCAGUAGCGCGAUAGAGGGCACACACGACUUGAAUAUUCUUUUGCGUCGAGAAACCAUGGGCAUGUAAGGGGUCAGGCAAGUAAAUUAUGUAUGUUAGGAACAGGA